Molecule: messenger RNA, 728 nt
Organism: Ipomoea nil (Japanese morning glory)
Lineage: Eukaryota; Viridiplantae; Streptophyta; Magnoliopsida; Solanales; Convolvulaceae
Exons: 2
Coding region: 65-535 (156 amino acids)
Source: RefSeq, a predicted model, not a curated record
CAUAAUCAUCAAUCUUAAGGAAUUGAAACACUACAUCAAUAACAAAAACAACAAACAAUAAACAAUGUCGGCUGCCCAGAAGUUGGUUAACGUUGCAGUGUGUCUGGUGUGCAUGUUUGUCCUCACCGUCGACGCUUCGCUUUCUUCGGUUUACCAGUCAUGCUUCGAUCCAUGCCAUUCUGCUUGCAAAGACACAGGAAAAACCGUCUUUGCAUGCGGAAAAGAAUGUGAAAGGGGAUGUACAGACAAGGCGUAUAAAGAGGGCAAGCUUAAGGACGAGAGCAAGGAACUUAAGGAAGAGGAGAAGGAACUUUGGGCCUUUCAGAAAAAACAAGUUAAGGAGUAUAUGGACAUGCGUUGCAAGGACUUUGAGAAUAAGCAAUGUAAGGACGAUGACAAGGAAUGUAAGGACGAGGCGAAGUUCUGUAAGGACAUGCAUAUGGCCUUUAAGGAAGAGAACAAGCAGCUUAAGGAUGAGGACAAGCUUCUUAAGGACGACAAUAAGCUAGUUAAGGAUGAGGAAAAAACAACUUAAUUAAGGAUGGGAAUAAUAAUAAAGCAAUCUAUUAUAUUUAAUGUGAAACAUCAUAAGAUUUCUAUAUUUGAAGUCAAGAUUGUAUUCUGAGAUAGUGGUGGUACGGUUUUUCUUGUCACCCCUAUCAUGUAAAGACUAUAUGUCACUUUUGUAAUAGUUGAAAGUAAAUAAUUAUUUUAUUUUUUUUCAUAUU